Aspergillus aculeatus ATCC 16872 is the source of this 1827-nucleotide messenger RNA. Its product is annotated as putative sphingosine kinase (SphK). Lineage: Eukaryota; Fungi; Ascomycota; Eurotiomycetes; Eurotiales; Aspergillaceae. The record is from RefSeq and is a predicted model, not a curated record. Gene Ontology annotation, cellular component: intracellular membrane-bounded organelle; membrane; cytoplasm. Gene Ontology annotation, biological process: sphingosine biosynthetic process. The transcript has 3 exons. Bases 24 to 1553 code for a protein of 509 amino acids.
CGGCUUUCCUGCCGGGCUUUAUCAUGGCUACUACCACGACCACUGCCGAUAGCAAUUCGCGGCCCUCCUUCAACACCGCGGAUGUCUCGGAUCAGCUCUUACAGCACGAUGCCACCCUGGCAGUAGGCGACUCGAUCACCCUAACACUGGGAAGCGAUUCUUUGCUCGUUGUCGACGAACGCUCCGGCCGCAAAUCCGAGCGCGGAUGCUGUACAGUGCGGAUUCGAAAGGAUGCAGCCACCAGGAUUGCCCACACUAUUUCUCUGUACAAUGUCUUGGACGCCGAUCUUUCGCCGGCCGGUCUGACGAUCACCUAUGCGGAGCCGAAGCACAAAGACGAAGUCUCCGUGGCCGCCCUUCAAUACUCAAUCCGCGAGGAGGAGAAGAGCGCCGCCGAAACCUGGAUGAAGAAGUUACUCGAUGCCGCUUACGGCUCCGCCCAGCGUAACAAGAGACUCAAAAUCCUGAUCAAUCCUUUCGGUGGCCAGGGUCACGCUGCCAAGCUGUAUUCGACGUAUGCAGCGCCCAUCCUUGCUUCGGCACGCUGUCAGAUUGACGUGCAGGAAACCACGCACCGCGGUCACGCAACGGAGAUUGUGCAACAACUCGACAUCAACGCGUACGAUGCGAUUGUAUGCUGCUCCGGCGAUGGGCUGCCGUAUGAGGUCUUCAAUGGAUUGGCGCAGAAGCCCAAUGCACGGGAAGCGCUCGCCAAGGUGGCCGUGGCCCUGCUCCCUGGUGGAUCGGGCAACGCCAUGACGUGGAAUUUAUGCGGAACCGGCAGUAUCUCGGUGGCAGCUUUGGCGAUCGUGAAGGGCUUGCGGACACCGCUGGAUCUGGUGUCCAUCACGCAGGGGAAUACCCGCACGCUGUCUUUUCUGUCUCAGUCCUUCGGAAUCAUCGCUGAGUCUGAUCUGGGGACCGACGAUAUCCGUUGGAUGGGGGCUCAUCGUUUCACAUAUGGGUUCCUCAAGCGGCUCAUGCACAUGACAGUCUAUCCAUGCGACCUCGCGAUCAAAGUGGUCAUGGAUGAUAAGCAGGCGAUCAAGAACCAUUACAACACCUAUGCGCAAAGCCAGCCCGCUGGACGCCCUGCUGAGCUCACUGCAGACCAGUCGGGUGGCUUGCCUGAGCUCGUCUACGGAACUGUACAGGAUGACUUGCCCAAGGAUUGGGAGGUGGUUCCGGCUGAGACCCUGGGCAACUUCUAUGCGGGCAACAUGGCCAUUAUGUCGAAAGAUACCAAUUUCUUCCCUGCGUCAGUGCCCAAUGACGGGCAUAUGGACAUUGUCACCAUCGAUGGCACCGUCAGUCGACUGAGAUCUCUCAAGAUGAUGACAGAGAUCCCCGAGGGAAGAUUCUUUGAUAUGCCCGAAGUCAACAUCCGCAAGGCAUUAGCAUACCGACUUGUCCCUCGGGAGAAGAAGGGAUACAUUAGUGUGGAUGGGGAGAGCAUUCCUUUUGAAGCCUUCCAGGGGGAGAUUCACAAAGGUCUCGGUACUGUGCUGUCGAAGUCCGGACACUUGUAUGAGGCAGACGGCCCCAGGCCUUAGGGGGCCGAACCGGUCGCUGGAAUACCUUUUUUGCUUCAGUUUUGUUUUCCAGUUUUUGCACUCCGAUGAUACCCUGGAUUUUGAGGAAAGCACUGGCUUGCUUUCUGUUUCGGGUUGGCUCAACCUGUCCUGACAAGAUAUAUAUAUAGUGUACACUACCUAGAGAAGAGCGAAGAACGGGUAGCUGAUAGAAUCUCUAUAGAUAUUGUUAUAAAUCAUUCAAUGUUCAACCUCCGUAUCUGCCGGAUCGGAGCAUCAAACAAGGAUGAUUUCC